Molecule: messenger RNA, 555 nt
Organism: Debaryomyces fabryi
Lineage: Eukaryota; Fungi; Ascomycota; Pichiomycetes; Serinales; Debaryomycetaceae
Exons: 1
Coding region: 1-555 (184 amino acids)
Source: RefSeq, a predicted model, not a curated record
AUGAGCUACUUUAUCUUGUUUAUUCAAUCUUUGGGUAGAUAUAGCGUAGCUCAGGAAAAUAGCAUUCCAACUUCAGCACAAGCUGUCGCUCUUGUGUUCACAUUAUUGUUAGGAUGGCUUGCAGAUUGGAAGGGAAGACAUCUUACUCUUCAGAUUGCCUUGACCGUCAACUUGGUUUCUUGUAUAUUUUUGCUCAUAAGUCCAGUCGAAGGAUGUGUAUGGUUUGGCUAUAUUAUUAGUGGAAUUAGUUGGUGUUAUGGACCUAUAUUGUUAAGUUGGUCCCAGGAAUUUUUAAGAAGAUCUGAAAUGGAAGCUAAGUUCACUAUAGGAGUUGCACAAGCCUCCGCAAUAGCUAAUUUAAUUUGGGCAACUAUUGUCUUGUGGAGUACAGAGAAACAAUAUCCCUACUACAGAGCUGCUUAUAUUGUGUGUCUCAUUUUAACGGUAGUUCAGAUGCCACUCACUUAUGGUAUGAACGUCCUCAUUAAGCGAAAGAAUAUGCUAGAAAAUGUCACACAGGUAUACGAGGAGAGAGAAAAAGAUGUAGAUUCUUGA